AUUCAUGAACCAAAAUCGUGAUGCAUAGUUAGCGACUUCUGCUCGUGUUAGUAAUUAAGGAAGUAGUGCUGGGGUGUAUGUUUUAAUUCCCUACUCUCGCAGUCUGGUUUCGCCUAUCCUUGGUAUUGCGGCGGCGCAAGUGCUACUCACCCUUCAGCCGUCGGCUGCUGUCUGCUAUUCCGACACCCCCAAUUUGUCUAGAGUCAAUGGCGGAAGAAGCCGUGUUAGGAUAUCUAGAAAAGAACGAGGAGAUAUCAGAUUCUGGGAAAUUCGCAGAGGAGAAAGGAAUCAACCAUGAUGAGAUCGUCAAUAUCAUCAAGAGCCUCAACGGUUUCCGUCUUGUCGACGCUCAGGAUAUCAAGAAGGAAAGGUGGGUGCUCACCUCAGAGGGGGACUUGUAUGCUAAAUAUGGAUCUCCUGAGGUACAACUUUUUUCAGCUGUGCCACCAGAGGGUAUCACGCGAGAAGAGUUGCAGAGAGUUUUUACAUCACGAUUGCCAGAUGAUCUUGAGGAGAAGUUGAAGUCCUCAAUUUACAAAAUAGGCAGCACACAACAUAGCAAAAAAGCCAUAAAAAACAAGUGGAUAGAAAUGGGAAAGUCACAAGUAUCAAGGAAGGUCCAACAUGUUGAUGACAAAGUGAGAUAUCUGCUCAUACAGAUUCAAAAUGGUGAGGUUGUCAGCUCCGAGGACAUUGAUGCUCUGAAACGAAGAAAGCUUAUUAGUUCCCAGAUAUGGAAAGGCUAUUCCGUAAAGAAAGGUCCUAAGUAUGCUCCCAAAAGGAAAAAGGUCGCUACUGAUUUAACUCGUGAGAAUCUUCAAAGGGGGGAUUGGAAGGAGCUUGAGUUCAAAGAGUAUAACUUCCUUGCAAAGGGCCAGCCAACAGAAGGUGGCUGUCUCCAUCCGUUACUCAAGGUUAGGCGCCAGAUUCAGAUGAUAUUUCUUCAAAUGGGGUUUGAAGAGAUGCCAACAAAUAACUUUGUUGAAAGCAGCUUCUGGAAUUUUGAUGCGCUUUUCCAGCCACAGCAACACCCUGCUCGUGAUUCACAUGAUACUUUCUUUUUGAAAGAACCUUCAACCACUAGAAGGCUGCCUGAAGAUUAUGUUGAGCGGGUUAAACGAGUUCAUGAAUCCGGAGGUUAUGGGUCUCGGGGGUAUGGGUACGAAUGGAAGAGGGAGGAAGCUAACAAGAAUCUUCUGCGGACUCAUACUACUGCUGUUUCCUCCAGAAUGCUGUAUGCACUUGCUCAGGGGCCUUUUGCUCCAAAAAGAUACUAUUCAAUAGACCGUGUUUUUAGAAAUGAGGCUGUGGAUCGUACUCAUCUUGCAGAGUUUCACCAGAUAGAAGGGUUAAUUUGUGAUCGUGGCCUUACUCUUGGACACUUGAUAGGAGUUCUUCACGACUUCUUCUCUCGUCUAGGAAUGUCGAAGCUCAAGUUCAAGCCCGCAUACAAUCCUUAUACUGAACCGAGCAUGGAGAUCUUCAGUUAUCAUGAAGGUUUGCAGAAAUGGGUGGAAAUUGGAAACUCAGGCAUGUUUAGACCUGAGAUGCUGCUUCCUAUGGGGCUUCCUGAAGAUGUCCAGGUGAUUGCAUGGGGGCUUUCACUUGAAAGACCCACAAUGAUACUUUAUGGGAUUGAUAACAUCAGAGAUCUUUUUGGCCACAAGGUGGAUCUUAGUCUCAUCAAAAGAAAUCCAAUAUGUCGCCUUGGUCUUUAAUGCAAGACACCCCAUUAUCUUUACUUUGUUCUCUGUAAUAGCUUCGUGGUCAGAAAAUGAAGUCGAUUUCCAGAUUCUAUUGAUUAAAGAUUUGUGUCAUCAAUUCCAAAUUGUUAUUUUGCCAGUGACAUCUCAUACGACAGGUCUAUGGUUUCUAGAUUUCAUUUAAUUAACUUCAUGUAUGGAUAUACAACAAAAGUCAUGGAAAUACAGACUUUGAUGGCCGAAAUUUGGGGAUGGCCUGUUUGUACUU
Molecule: messenger RNA, 1971 nt
Organism: Sesamum indicum (sesame)
Lineage: Eukaryota; Viridiplantae; Streptophyta; Magnoliopsida; Lamiales; Pedaliaceae
Product: phenylalanyl-tRNA synthetase, putative / phenylalanine-tRNA ligase
Biological process (GO): phenylalanyl-tRNA aminoacylation
Cellular component (GO): cytoplasm; cytosol; phenylalanine-tRNA ligase complex
Molecular function (GO): tRNA binding; phenylalanine-tRNA ligase activity; ATP binding
Source: RefSeq, a predicted model, not a curated record